CCAAACCAGCCAGGCCCAGCCUACGGGGUCUGUAGCUGCAGAUUUGCAGCAACUAAGACCUCUCCGAGUCACCAGCUUCGCCACCGAAGCCGUGAGCCACAUUGGCCGCUCGGCGCACGCCACCUGCGAGCUCCAGGACCACCCAUACCAGCUUCCUCGCGCGCGUGCGUCGCGACCCGGUUAUCUGUGCUAAAUUAUACAGAAGCGAGUAAAACCAUGCGCGCCGCAGCCGCCCGCCUCGCGGCGACGAGGCGUCUCUCGACACCGCGCAAGGUCGUCGACGCUAGAGCUACCACAAAAACGAACGUGCCCUUACUCGCAACGGGCGUCGUCGCCGGCGCGUGGCUCACUUGUUUAGAAUUACCCGUCCAGCUCGGAGACAAUUGCCCGGCGUCGGUGAGAGACGCCUGGUGGCUCAAGUUGUACAGGGAGGCCACGGGUAGAGCGUUAACAAGAACCGCAACACCGGUGACCGCAAUCGCCGAGCCCCAGGUGGAGGAGGACGACCUCGUGCAGAUUGCGGAGCCCGACCUCGACGACGACGACGACGAGGUCCUAGAUCCUUCUCUCGAACGGGAGCGGCUAGAUGCGCUCGAGGACGCCAGGAAGAAGGCUCAAGCUGAGGCCGAGGCCAUCAAGCAGCGCGAGCUCGACGAGAGAGCCGUCAAAGUAGUGCAGAGAGCUUCGGAGAUCGUGGACGCGGUGCAAAGUGUCCCCGAGGAGGCGGCCGACGACUUAGUUACACGAUUAGCGAGAGACCUCCAGGGGCUGAGUGUGGACGAGCUUUCCCAAAGGUUGGCGGCGGCCGAGGCGGCUCAAACGAAGGAGGCGUCUCGGGAAGCGGCGAGAGCAGCGACCGCGAGAGACGAAGCGUCGCGGGUCUACGCGAAGCGGACGGAAGAUUUAGUGAAGGCCCAGCGCCUUAAACUGCUCGAGGAGAUGGGUUCACUCGUACAAGCGGACGCGGCGGACAGUGACCGUAUUGCGGCAGAGCGUCGUAGAGCGUUGCGGGCGGAGAAGGAGUCUGUCCUAGAAACGCAGCGGAAAGAAAUAGACGCGCGCUGGGCAAGUGAAGGCCAGCGCGCGGUCGAGGACGCCAUCGGAGCCGUCGAGAGCGGCGCCCGGGCGCUGGUCGACGCGGCGCGCGCGGACGCGGCCCAAGCCACGGGCGACGCGGCGGUCUCACGUUUAAUGUCGUUGAGGGAGCUCGAGGUCCGCGUCGCGGCGGCGCACCGCGCGGCCGACGCGGUCCCGCCCGACAGCGACGCCAGGAUUCUGUCGGAGCACGCGGUGGUCGCGCGCGGCGCGGCGGGCUCGCGCGCCGUCGGCGCCGUGGCCGAUGAUGCUGUUGUCGGCGUUGCCUUACGGGCGCGGGCCGAGGCGCCCGGUGUGUCUACGGACGUCGCGGCGCUGCGCGCGCGGUGGGUCGAGCGCGUGCGGCCGGCGGCGCGCGCGGCGGUCCUUUCCGGCGUCCCUUUUUUUUCCUUGGCCCUGGCCGCGGCGCCGUCGCGGCGAGUGCGUCAAGCGCGAGACACCCGUGGACGCCGUCGCCGCGACCAUGGCGCAGUCCAUUUGUCGACGUCGCCGCGACCAUUCGGCACGGUGGGAACGAGUCGCGUCGAUGGCGUAGGAGCUCUACACGCCAUCGCCGCCAUCGCCUCGACUCACCGCGAUUCGACGCAGGCGCUGGAGCCG
This is a messenger RNA of Pelagomonas calceolata, 1695 nucleotides long. Lineage: Eukaryota; Pelagophyceae; Pelagomonadales; Pelagomonadaceae. The record is from the annotation of a GenBank genome assembly.